AUGAAUGAAAAAAGCUCUUCUCCGAAUAAGCCUCAUGAUUCGAAUACAUUUUCAUCCGUAUCAAUCAUCAAUGAUAAAGUGAUGAACAAAGCCUGCAACAACAACAACCAACCAAAUGAAGGCUUAAACUCUCAACACAAGUUAUUACAAUUUAUUGCCUAUCGGGAAGGCCUUUCUUUGUUAUAUAAUAGGAUAUAUUUUCCACUGUCCAUGAUGAGGAAAUUGAGAGAGAAUAAUAAUAAUAAUAAUCCUGAACAUCAUUCAAAAUCGGAGACGACAAAUGAUUCUCGGAAGAAGGAUGAUCAUGGUUCAAAAAAAGUGAUGAGCAAACCAACGAAUAUUAGCAAAAUGAAUACGAAGAGUGUGAAAGAUAGUGGCAAAAAAACAGCAGUUUCACUUGUAGCGAAAGAUUCCUCUUAUGAAACGGUCAAUUAUGUGGUGGAUGGACCUUGCAUUGUUACACUUGACAAUACUAUUCAAUUAUUAUCGAGUACUUGGGUUGUGGACGAUGUCUCACUCAACGACAGCAUAGAAGAUGUCAAUGACCAAAUGAAUACUGUUUCAAGAAAGCCCAAAGAAAAUCAAGAUGUCAUUAAUUCACAAUCGAAUGUCUUUAUUUGUGACAGUGAGGAAUCAAAUACCGUGACGCUACAAUUUUUGAAAGAAAAAUUUACAAAAUCUAUUCAUCAAUGUUCUAGGUUUUCAGUGCAAAACAUUGAAUUUUGCUCUUUCGAUAUUGAGAAUGCUACAGAAAUAACAUUACAAUCGUUGACACCUGAAAAGAAUAUCCAACAAUCACCUUGCGAAAUAUCAGGCAUGAAAUUAUUACGCUUUCACUCUCUCUAUUUAAAAUUGAAUUGUAUCAUUUACUAUUCUGAAAAAGAAAUCUACCGAGUAACCUCUCUCAUUUCAAAAUCCGUAAAAACCAGAACAACAAAAUCCAGCAACAAUGGAAUUUUCAGAGUGGUUUCUGCCACUAAAAUUAACCUCUGCAAUGGCACUGAUUCUAUUUCACAACAAGAUCAACCAAAACCACCUGAAACUAUUGAAAACAUUGAUGACACCAUUGAUUCAACAACAAGUGCCACAGAAAGUUGUUCGUUUUAUUUCGAAUCAAAAUCAUGCAAGGAAUUGCUUUCACUUUUGAAAGUUGCUCACUCAUUCUUUCAUCACAUCACCUUGCACGCUUCCCCUCAAUCUAGUUCUUCAAAAAACUCAUUGACAUUUACUACUCCCUAUUCCAUUCUCAUUCACGGACCUCACAACAUUGGAAAAACAUCAACUGUGAAAAAUAUUGCCAAAAAGUUGAAAUAUCCAUUAAUUUAUGUGAAUUGUAACAGUUUGGGAGGAGGAAUGUUUGGAAACGAACAAGCUAUUUCCUCCGUAGCGAAUCGCAUUAUAGAAACAGCACAACGACGUUUAGCAACCCAACCCACAACUAAAGAUUUAACCUUGAUUCUGUUUUUGGACGAUUUGGACAAGAUUCAACAGAGUUUAUUUUCAUCUCUAAUUUCAAUUCAAACUCAAAUGGAAAAGUCAGAAAUGAAAACACUCCCAAACAAGAAAAUUCACAAAAGUUCCACCAUCCUUCAUUUCAUCAUUAUUGGAUCUGCAUCCUCCGAUUGUGAAUUCAUGAAGAAAAUGGAAAUGAGAGGAAAAUUUCAACGAGAGGUGAAAUUUGAACUUCCCUCUCCACAAGAACGAACCGAAUUUUGCAAGACCAUGUACAGCAAAAUGUUUGCCCAUUUGGAUUUUGAAAAAAUUGGAAUUGCCACCACAGGUUACCAAUUUUAUGACCUUAUCAAAAUCUUUAAUUCACUCCAUGCCGACAGAGGUCUCCACAAGAAUAUCGAAAUUUCUACAGAAUAUGUUUUGAAUCGAAUGACUGAACUUCAUUUGACGCCUUCCAUUAAAAAAAUAGUGGAACAAGGUCAAGAAUGUGAAAAAGAGUCUAAGAUAUCUAUCCUUUCAGAGGAACAAGCAAGCAUUUCACAACAACAACAAGACAAACAACAUCAUGACAACACUUUGAUCGAUUUUGAUGAAAAACAUUGGGAUAAAAUUGGAGGUCUUUCAUAUUUGAAACAAAAAUUGAGACAAGCUGCAGAAUGGCCCAUGAAAUAUCCAGAAAGUUUUAAGAGAUUGGGACUUCAACCACCUCUUGGAAUUUUACUUUAUGGGCCUCCUGGAACUGGAAAGAUAAGAAUAAUUAUUUCACAUUCAUACACACUCACAUUGAAUACCACUUUGAUUCGAACACUUGCCCUUUCAACACAUUCCACAUUUUUAUAUUGCAAUGUGGCACAAGUUUAUUCACCCUAUGUGGGUGAAGCUGAGAAAGCCAUUCGAGAUAUCAUGUCAAAAGCCAGAAUUAUGAAUCCAUCGAUUGUAUUUUUUGAUGAAAUUGAUGCCAUUGUUGGAAAGAGAGAAUUCACGAUGGGAGGAGCAGAUUCUGUGAGUAGCAGAGUCUUGUCGACGCUUUUAAAUGAAAUGGAUGGAAUUGAGGGAACUAAAAAUUUACUUGUGGUCGCUGCUACGAAUCGACCCGAUAUGAUUGAUAGUGCAUUGAUGAGACCUGGAAGAUUGGAGCAUUUGUUGUAUGUUCCUCCUCCGGAUGAGGAAGCCAAAAAAUCAAUUUUCGAAAUUCACACCAAGCAUUUGGAAGAUGUAUUCUUGAGUGCUGAAAAUUGUGAAAUUUCUCGAGAAGAGAUGGUGCGAUUGUUGGUGGAGAAUGAGGAAAUUUCUGGAGACAUGACAGGUGCAGAGAUUGAGGCUCUAUGCAGAGAAGCAUGUUUGUCAGCCUUAAGGGAAAAGGAAAUGAAGGCAUCUAUGAAAGGUUUAUCAGAGGCAACAACCUCCUCACCCAUCAUUCUUUCGUGGAAGAAUUUUUGUGAAGCAAGAAGAAGAGUUCAACCAUUUCUGUCGACCUUGGAAGGAAAACGAAUGCUUGAGAAUUACGCCAAGUUUGAAAAAAGUUUUGAGAAGAAUGUCAAGUAA
This is a messenger RNA of Naegleria fowleri, 2997 nucleotides long. RefSeq lists its product as uncharacterized. The record is from RefSeq and is a predicted model, not a curated record. Lineage: Eukaryota; Heterolobosea; Eutetramitea; Acrasida; Naegleriidae. The coding region runs from base 1 to 2997 and encodes 998 amino acids. Gene Ontology annotation, molecular function: ATP hydrolysis activity; ATP binding. The transcript is spliced from 2 exons.